ACGCAAAGAGCUGUACUAUUAUAGCUGUCGAAAGAUACAUUCAUUCGGCAACAGCGGCCAGCUUGGGAGGCUGCGCAGCAGAUAGGUUACCUACAUCAAAGGAUAUGCGAAGACAUCUGCGCUGACUAGGAAGUUGGAGCCAAGCUCAAAAUCGUCUCGGGGCGGACCUGCUGCGCCCCGAGGGGAAAUUGGCGGUGACUGGGGGCGGCUCCUCUGAGUUCUGGAUAAGAGGCUGUGGUCUUUUGAUUGCGCAAGCACUUUGCAUCUGCUGAAUUAUUGAAAAGUUGGUUCUUCAACAAUGCUCACCCUAGCAGACAUUCAUAAGGCCAGGAUUGUCGGCGAUGGCGAAGAGAUUGUCCUUCUUGGACAUGGCUUUGGCACAGACCAGACCGUGUGGCACAAUCUGGAGCCCCUCCUGCUACGGCGUCGCUUCCGAGUCAUGCUCUACAACCUGAUGGGCCAGGGGACAGGUGUCCCCACCGGCUUCUCCAGCACAUCUCUCGGCCACUCAGCAAACUCGAGGGUUUCGGUGGACAGCAAUGGCUCGGACAGCCCCAAAGCGACGGGCAAGAAAGCCACCGCAAUCGAGCGCGCGACCUCGGACGUGGCGAACGAGGAGUUUGAGCGGGAGCUCAAGGCGUUGCAGCUGUCGCAGCACGGUGGGGCCGGCGAGAGCCGACGGGGGAUGUUUGGGAGGAAGAUCAACGAGUCGUUCAGCCGGCUGUUCACACGGAGCAAAAAGAAGAGCAAGGCCGGGGAAACGGCGGUGAGCGAGAAAACGCAUGAGGAGGAACCGGUCGAGUUGCACCCGGAGGAGAGCGCCAACGGGGCAGCGUCCAAAGAUCCGGAGUUCUCAGGGAGGCGGGAUUUCAAGAUUGAGGAUCUUGACAGGGAGGGAGACGAGCGGCCUGAGCGGAUAGACGAGGAGGAAACGGAAGGGAUCGUGUCGGCCGAGGACUUCAACCAUUCUCGGUACACCACACUGGACGCGUUUGCGGAGGACUUGAUUAAUCUUAUGGACGAGAUGGGGGUGAAGCAGUGCAUCUAUGUGGGGCACUCGGUGUCGGGCAUGAUUGGGCUGGUGGCGAGUGUCAGGCGGCCGGACCUAUUCAAGAAGCUCGUGCUGCUGACGAGCUCCCCGAGAUAUCUCAACGACGGCGACUACGUGGGUGGAUUCCAGGACGAGGACAUCGAUAACCUGCUGGCGUCGAUCAAGACCAACUACAAGGCGUGGGUCCAGGGUUUUGCACCGGUGGCCAUUCACACUCCCGACAACGAGGCGGUGGCGGAUUACGCGGCGGGGCUACUGGACGUGCGGCCCGAUGUGGCGUACUGCAUACUGAGUACCAUCUUCCGGUCGGACUACCGGCACCUCCUGCCCGAGGUGUCGGUACCGUGCCACGUGUUGGUGAGCAACAACGACGUGGCGGUCCCGCUCGGUGUGGGCGAAUACAUGCACAAGCACCUGCCCAACAGCGCUCUGGAGGUCCUGUCUACCCACGGGCAUCUGCCGCACCUGAGCUCCCCCAUGCUUGUGAACGCGGCCCUCAUCAAGCAUAUCGAGCAAUUACCUUAGGAGGGCGCACAGUCUGUUGAGCUCGACGGUCAAGCCCCGACAGCUACUCCAGAGCAGUUUUGCAUCCAAAGUGCUGCCAGAAAUGGCCGUGCAUGCUGUACGAGGCCGUUGAAUGGACAGGUCUUUGGCCAUGGAGUUCUUACUAAAUUGAUAGCUUGACAUCAAGCAGCGAAGGCACUAAAAUUGCGGGAGAUUGUGAGCUGUCAGUAUACCCUGCUGUAAUCGCUGAAUGGAAGGAAGCGUUUGAGUAUUUGUAAGCUAUAGGUCGCGGUUUCCAAUAAUGUUGUUGAGGGAUGUACUAACGUCUAGACUUGUCAGUCUCAGGAAUAGGCAUGAUCUACCUGCGAGCGAGCGCCGCAAGACCCAUUAGCCAACCAUUAGAACGAAAACAGUUUGAAACCGCUAAAAAGCAGUAAGUUCUGAAUAGUUGAGACGACGAUGGCCGGCAUCCACACACAGACACGUAGACAGUGUGACUAUUUAUCCAUUAUUAUGAAGCCGCUGGACCGGCAUAUAAAAUUGUUUGUUAGUUUAUUUGACUGUGCAUUUGCAAAGUAUGAGGACAUUGCAC
Molecule: messenger RNA, 2147 nt
Organism: Klebsormidium nitens
Lineage: Eukaryota; Viridiplantae; Streptophyta; Klebsormidiophyceae; Klebsormidiales; Klebsormidiaceae
Source: the annotation of a GenBank genome assembly